AUUAAACAUUCAACCUUCAUUCGACUUUAUGAGACACAGAAAAUAUUCAUCCGCCGCCGGACAGACUCAAACUGAAUAAAACAAAACGUUUAUUUUUUUCUACAUUUACAAAAUUUUACAUAAAUUUUCAAUUAAAAUAAUAAUUCUGUAGAAAUAAUGGAUACCAACAAAAUUGAAAGUUUGAUUGUCUCCUUGUUUAAAGUGGAUGGCGUAAAAUUUGGUAGUUUUACGUUAAAAUCCGGCUUAGUUAGUCCGGUUUAUUUUGACCUCAGGGUUAUCGUUUCUUACCCUGAGAUUUUGAAAACUGUGAGCGAUCUGGUCGGCGAGGAGGUCGCUCGGCAUAAAGCGGCCGAAAAUGUGGACCUCAUUUGUGGCGUUCCUUACACCGCGUUGCCCGUCGCCAGCCUCGUCUCCGUCACGCAAGGCGUCCCAAUGGUUUUGAAAAGGAAAGAGCAGAAAACCUAUGGCACCGGAAACCUGGUCGAAGGAUCGUUCUCCCCCGGCGAUCGUUGCAUCCUUAUCGAAGACGUCGUCACGAGUGGCGGCUCCGUCGUGGAGACAGCCGACGCUCUGCGCCAUAUUGGUCUCAAAGUAGACCACGCCAUCGUAAUUUUGGACCGCUGUCAAGGCGCCGACUUCCACCUGGCUCGAAACGGCGUCGGAUUUACCGCCUUAAUUCGGAUGGAACAGCUGUUGAACGUUUUGCUCGGAAAAGGUCUCAUCGAUUCCCGCCAACGCGACCAAGUCGUCACUUUUCUCGCGGAAAAUCAACUCUUCGACCCCGCCUUUGCCGACGUCGUGUCGAAGAAGUUCUUGCCACGGGUAAAAUGCCCGCUUUCGGUCAAAUUGGUGGGAAUUAUGGAAAAGAAGAGCAGCAAUUUGUGCCUCUCGGUGGAUCUGGGCGGGUGGGAAGAGGUCCUCGAAGCGGUGGAAGCGGUGGGAUCGAAGGUCUGCAUGGUAAAGACGCACGUGGACACGAUUGGGUUGAAAGGGGUGAAAGUUAUUGCGGAAUUUUGGGGAAAAUUAAAAGCACUCUCUAUCAAGCACGACUUUCUGAUCAUGGAGGACCGAAAAUUUGGCGAUAUUGGAUCCACGACUUUAGAACAGUUGAAAUCUAAACCGUUCGAGAUUUCCAAGUGGGCCGAUCUCGUCACGGUGCAUGGCAUUUCGGGACCCGGCGUUCUCACCGCGAUCGAAAAACUCGGACUUGGCGAUAAAUUCGGGGCCGUUUUAAUCGCAGAGAUGAGUUCGGAGAAUAACAUUCCUUCAUUAUUGCCAGAAUACAAGAACCUGAUCUACAAAAUGGCGGAGGGUGAGUAUUCCCCCCUCGUGGCUGGAUUCGUAUCACAGGCACGACCACUGGCAGGAAAUUCGACCCCAUACGCCCUCCAAUUCACGCCGGGCGUCUCUCUUAAUUCUGGAACUGGGGGUGAUGGACUCGGACAGGUUUACAAUUCCGUGGAGAAUGCCGUUCUUCUCCGUGGAGCGGACGUGAUCAUUGUGGGGCGUGGAAUUCUCGCCCAACCGAAAGCAGAAUGGACCCAGGUCGCGGAACAGUUUCGAACAAGGGGCUGGGCCGCAUUUAAAGAAAGGAUUUCUUCCACUUUUGAUUAAAAAUAUGCAAUAUUUUUCAGAAAAUUUUGUCUUCCCAUUAAAAAAAUAUUUGAUAAAUA
Folsomia candida is the source of this 1673-nucleotide messenger RNA. It is a transcript of the gene r-l, whose product is annotated as uridine 5'-monophosphate synthase. Gene Ontology annotation, biological process: 'de novo' pyrimidine nucleobase biosynthetic process; 'de novo' UMP biosynthetic process. Lineage: Eukaryota; Metazoa; Arthropoda; Collembola; Entomobryomorpha; Isotomidae. The transcript is spliced from 7 exons. The coding region runs from base 157 to 1614 and encodes 485 amino acids. The record is from RefSeq and is a predicted model, not a curated record. Gene Ontology annotation, molecular function: orotate phosphoribosyltransferase activity; orotidine-5'-phosphate decarboxylase activity.